Messenger RNA from Chilo suppressalis (striped riceborer), 959 nucleotides. The record is from the annotation of a GenBank genome assembly. Lineage: Eukaryota; Metazoa; Arthropoda; Insecta; Lepidoptera; Crambidae.
UUCCAACCGGUCGCGCACGCUAGCUUAUUAUCAUUCGCGUCUGUCUCUCCGCGUUGUGCGCACGCGUCUCUAUCAUAUCCAUAAAAACACACAAAAAUGGCUGCCGAGGUGAAGAAAUUUACUAGAAAGGAGAUUGCCGCUUCUGACGCCAAGACUGCGGCACGAUUCAUCAUCAACAACCACGUGUACGACGUGUCCCAGUUUUUGGACGAGCAUCCUGGCGGUCACGAAGUUUUAGUUAAUGCUGUCGGCAAGGACGCGACGGAGGACUUCGACGAUAUCGGUCACAGUAUCGACGCCAAGGAGUUAAUGAAGAAGUACCGUAUCGGCGAGUUGGUCGAUGAAGACAAGACGAACACUAACAACUCUGGUGGAAAUGUGAAGUGGACGACUCCAUCCAAUAAUACUGAGGAGGAGACCAGCUUUAUCAGUUCCUGGAAGUUCCCUGUAGUGCUCGGUAUCUUAGCCACCGUCCUUUAUACAUAUCUGUUCGGGUAGAGCUUGUGUGUAAUCGUAAUUAUAGUUAUAUCGUAUCAAAUUGGGCACUGCCGUAAUGCACGGCGUACAGUGGGAAAUGAGUGUUGGACCUUGGACCUCUUUGAUUGUCAACGAGCGGGUGUUCAUGCCAAAUUGUUAAGGUUUUAUAUUUAUACUUUGUGAUAUUCGAUUAAACGUUUUGUUUUACACUAGUGUUCCUUUCAUUCGAUAAUGUGUGGGGUGACGGUUCCGUGGUUUUUGCGUGUUCAUGUAAUGAUUCGUCACAAUAAGACCGUGACGUUCACCCGUUCCACCAGUCGCUCGCUGGUAUUUAGAUAACUAUCAAUGAAUAUUGAUUUAAAGCUGACCAAACUGGUCUCAAUACGUAGUUACAUAACGUGCAAGUUGCUCUAUUAGAACCUUUUAAAACAUUGCCCACGAAUUGACCGUGAAUUUAUAUAAUACAUUUUCCAGAAUUUGUC